Messenger RNA from Synchiropus splendidus (mandarinfish), 2289 nucleotides. RefSeq names its product SEH1-like (S. cerevisiae) (gene seh1l). The coding region runs from base 95 to 1177 and encodes 360 amino acids. Gene Ontology annotation, biological process: cellular response to amino acid starvation; positive regulation of TORC1 signaling. Gene Ontology annotation, molecular function: structural molecule activity; protein binding. NCBI's taxonomy places the organism in Eukaryota, Metazoa, Chordata, Actinopteri, Syngnathiformes, Callionymidae. Gene Ontology annotation, cellular component: nuclear pore outer ring; Seh1-associated complex. The record is from RefSeq and is a predicted model, not a curated record. The transcript has 9 exons.
CUCAUUGCAUGUGGAGUAGUGAGGACCCGCCAACAUAGCAAACACAUGAAGAGCCUGCUCAACCGGGGAAGUUGAUUCGAUUAAUAUUGUGAACAUGUUUGUCGCCCAGAGUAUCGCAGCAGACCACAAAGACCUCAUCCAUGACGUGUCUUAUGACUUCCACGGCCGGAGAAUGGCAACAUGUUCCAGUGACCAAAGUGUCAAGGUUUGGGAUAAAAGUGAGAAUGGAGAGUGGCAGUGCACAGCGAGUUGGAAGACACACAGCGGAUCUGUCUGGAGAGUUACCUGGGCACAUCCAGAGUUUGGCCAAGUUUUGGCGUCAUGUUCUUUUGAUAGAACAGCGGCAGUGUGGGAGGAGAUCGUUGGAGAAUCAAAUGACAAACAGAGAGGACUGAGCCACUGGAUUAAGAGAACCACACUAGUGGACAGUCGAACGUCGGUCACUGAUGUGAAAUUCGCCCCUAAAUACAUGGGCCUGAUGUUGACCACUUGUUCUGCUGACGGCGUGGUGAGGAUCUACGAGGCCCCGGACGUCAUGAAUUUGAGCCAGUGGUCCCUGCAGCACGAGAUUUCCUGCAAGCUCAGCUGCAGCUGUAUCUCCUGGAACCCAUCAAGCUCUCGUGCUCAUCCUCCAAUGUUUGCCGUCGGUAGCGAUGACAGCAACCUGACAAGUGUUGGAAAAGUCCAGAUCUACGAGUACAACGAAAACACAAGGAAAUAUGCCAAGGCAGAGACACUGAAUACCAUUACAGAUGUAGUCCAUGACAUUUCCUUUGCGCCAAACCUGGGAAGAUCCUUCCAUGUACUCGCUAUUGCGACAAAAGAUGUCAGAAUUGUCAAUCUUGUGCCAAAGAGGAAAGAGAGCACGUCGGCUGGACCAACCAAGUUCGAUGUGGAGGUGGUAGCUCAGUUUGACAACCACAACUCCCAGGUUUGGAGGGUGAGUUGGAACAUCACCAGCACUGUACUCGCUUCCUCCGGAGAUGAUGGCUGUGUGCGACUGUGGAAAGCAAACUACAUGGGAAAAUGGAAGAGCACAGGAAUCCUGAAAGGUGAUGGUAGCCCGCUGAUGGGAUCUUCCAGUCAGCCCACGUCCAUGAGCACUGUGGUGGGCACUUCUGCUCAGAUAUCCCAGAAUGCCUUCAACGGGGUGUCUGGAAAAAGUCUGGGACAUUGACCCUCCAGGAGUCCCAGCAGACUAAUGCAAAGAGCUUUGCUUUGCACUGUCCGGCACUUAGUGGUGUGAAGCCCCAGAGCAGAAUGUGUAUGUGCAUCAUUUCGCUUUUUUUUUUUUUUUUUUUGAGGAGUUAAUUUCACUCAUUAAUGCUGUAUGUCAAUAAAUAUGUCUUACUUAGUUGGACUUGGAUUUUAUUACAGUGAAACUUUUGUAAUUUGUCUGGCAUUUGACAGUUUUGACAUUCAUAUCUGUGUCUUUUUUUUCUAUUGACUGAUUUCAUAAAUCUGUUCUUGGAUAUUUUGUACCACAACAAAGUUAAUAAGCCUAAAUAACUACUAAAGCAUGAAUAAAACGCUUUGAGCUCGAAGUGUAGUUUGUGAUUGUGAAAAAAACAUUGCUAUCUUCAUCUUUGAAAAAGAGACGGUCAAGAAACUAAAACAUGGGUGUCCCAAGAACCGAAGCAUUGUCAACAUCUAGUUUGUUGCACUGAAAUGUUCAGCAUUUGUGUUUUUUCAGUCAUUCUAAAACAGAUUGAAGGACCGACUGUUGCUAUUUUUUCAUAAUUCACCAGUACAGCACUGGGUGUGCUGUUGGUUUUACAGUUUUAAACCUAGAAAAACAAAGGUCCAAAUUGAGUACCUCAUGUCUGAGAAAUGUCUUGUCAGUGUUAGGCUGAAGUAUGCUGCAUUUUUUUCGGCAAGAAGGUAGUGGUUCGGAGUCCACUUUAUGGGAACUUUGGAACUACUUCUGUCUCUGCGUUACUCCUGUUUCCCCCCAUAAUCCGACAUCAUACAGUGGUCAAUUGGUGUGUUCAUAGAUCAUCCAACAAAGGGUCCCCUGCUUCUCGCUACCAGGAUCGACUCAACCCCUGUGUAAACCAGCGGGAACAUGCUUGAUAAAAGAAUGUGUCAGGCACAUUCGCACACAAGUCACACUAUAAGUAACAGAGCUUCAAUAAUUUGCCUGUGCACAGGAGAACAGCUGCUGUGCAAUAGCAAAUAUUGAGACUGUGGCAGAGAAAUGAGGAUGUUCCAUUUGACUCCAAAGUGGUCAACUUAAUCUCCUGCUUGACUUUGUGCUAAUUCUUGUCCUCUAACUUGAUUAACCGACUU